CACACAGCCACUUCCGCCACUCGCAUGACUGCGAUAAGCUCCACAGUGGCACACCCUCAAGCAGGGUAGGCGAAGACUAUAUAAACAGGCAACCCUUUCCGCUCUGUUGUUGUCUCACCGGAUCAACCUAUCCAUCAAGAACUCAACCAUUCCCAUAUCCAAUCUACCACAACCAGUCACACAUCAUCAAAAAUGGCCCGUACCAAACAGACUGCCCGGAAAUCAACUGGUGGCAAAGCCCCUCGAAAGCAGCUUGCAGCCAAGGCCGCUCGCAAAUCAGCUCCUCCAGCCGGAGGAGUCAAGAAACCUCACCGAUACCGUCCUGGAACUGUCGCUCUGCGAGAAAUCCGUCGGUACCAGAAAUCCACGGAACUCUUGAUCCGCAAACUGCCCUUCCAACGCCUCGUCCGCGAGAUCGCACAAGACUUCAAGACCGAUCUGCGGUUCCAAUCUUCGGCCGUCAUGGCUCUGCAAGAGUCAGCCGAGGCCUAUCUGGUCGGAUUGUUCGAGGACACCAAUCUGGCUGCCAUCCAUGCUAAACGUGUCACCAUUCAACCCAAGGAUAUCCAGCUGGCCCGUCGACUGAGAGGCGAACGAUCUUAAAUCAACUCCCGCUUUCCUCCCAUCAAUCAAUCAAUCCCUUUUCUUUUCGUCUUGUUUUGUUUCUGUCCGGCCUUCUAUCUCUCUGUCUCGCAACUGUUGUAGUCUUUCAGUUUUUCUUAUAAUAUAUACCAUAUUCAAUGAAUGUCGUCUGAUUCAAAAACCCUUUCAACUCAACCUCGCUCUUUGUGAGCUAUUACCUCAUGUUGGGCCACACCGUAUUGCUGCAGACUCUUGAGUUUAACAUUCUACAUACAAUUUGAGUACCAGGUAGGUCUUUCAUAUAUGUAUCUGAGGAACUUUGAGCCCCCUAUGUACCAUUCUACUUUGGUCGCAUUUUUGACCAUGGCCCGGAGUGUCUCCAUUCUGCCUGAACCUCACACAUUUCCUUAUGAUCGAACGGAUAUGUAAUGAAUUCUAUCCAUAUCGGAUACCUGGGCUAUGUAGCUCCGGAUCAAUAUCCGUCUGUAUGUACAUAUGCAUUUAUU
Puccinia graminis f. sp. tritici CRL 75-36-700-3 is the source of this 1088-nucleotide messenger RNA. Its product is annotated as histone. The transcript is spliced from 3 exons. Gene Ontology annotation, molecular function: DNA binding; protein heterodimerization activity; structural constituent of chromatin. The record is from RefSeq and is a predicted model, not a curated record. Lineage: Eukaryota; Fungi; Basidiomycota; Pucciniomycetes; Pucciniales; Pucciniaceae. Bases 193 to 603 code for a protein of 136 amino acids. Gene Ontology annotation, cellular component: nucleosome.